Molecule: messenger RNA, 834 nt
Organism: Corylus avellana
Lineage: Eukaryota; Viridiplantae; Streptophyta; Magnoliopsida; Fagales; Betulaceae
Gene: INP1
Product: transcription factor
Biological process (GO): DNA-templated transcription
Molecular function (GO): sequence-specific DNA binding
Source: RefSeq, a predicted model, not a curated record
AUGCUCAAGGCCCUAAGAUUCCCCCGCAAGAAAACGUCGCGGCCCUUUAAGGAUUACUACUCAGAUUGGUUCAAAACCCUGAAGAACACCCUCCUCCCCCUCCUCCGCUCCUCCAUCUCCGAUUCCUCUCCCACCCUCCUCUCCACCCACGUCGAAAUGCUCCACCACCACAUCCAGUCCUACUACCACGCCCUCGACCUCGCCUCCUCCCACGACAUUUCUCAGCUCCUCUUCCCCGACUGGCGAAGUUCCCUCGAGAAGCCUUUCCUCUGGCUCGGCGACUUCCACCCCUACCUCUUCACCAACCUCCUCCGCUCCUUCCUCGGUGACACCGAUGAAGAAGCAGAUGGCAAGACCGACGUUUUCAUCAAAGUGGGUGGCAAGAAUUGCGAGUUUUUUGACAAGCCCUGGGAAAUUGCCAUGGCGUGGAAGGCCCCGAGUAAAAUCAUGAUGUCCCGGAUCGACCAGAUUGAGUGCGGCCUAAGGCUGAUGGUGCCCGCAUUAGUGGACCGUGUGAGGAACGCGCAGGCGGUCUUCAUGAAGCGCGUGGUGCAGCAUUGGGUCUGGUGCAAGGGGAAGAAGGAGGCGGCUAGAGCAUCCAUCGGCGACGCCGUGGCCGCCCAGAUGGAGGAGAUGGUGAGCGUGUUUUUGGACGCCAACAGGCUGAGGAGGAGCGUUCUUUCGGAGAUUAUCAGCGCCACCAAUGUGUAUCAGGCGGCUCUCUUUCUUGUGGGGCUUUCCCAAUUCCUUGUUGGGUUGAGGGACCCUGAUUUGCUCCGCGAAUUCGAAAGGGCUUGAUCUUUAGAUAGUUCUGAUUGUAAUUUUUCAAGGGGA